Messenger RNA from Egretta garzetta (little egret), 3825 nucleotides. RefSeq names its product major facilitator superfamily domain containing 13A (gene SLC68A1). The record is from RefSeq and is a predicted model, not a curated record. Bases 847 to 2376 code for a protein of 509 amino acids. Lineage: Eukaryota; Metazoa; Chordata; Aves; Pelecaniformes; Ardeidae. The transcript has 8 exons.
GCCACUUGUUUUAUUUCUUUAUAUAUUGCUGUCUGCCUAAAGCAUCUUUAUUUCAGGCACUGAUCCUGAAAUUCAGGCCACCCCAAGACAAGCUGGACAGCUGCUAAGUGGCUCUUGGUUGCCUCUAUCUCAUGAUGUCAGCGUGUCUGCUGCAUGCUGUCAUGUUCUGGUCGUGUCUUUUCAUGCCACAAAGCAGCAGCGCUGCCUGCUGUAAAUAACUUCUCUCUAAGCCAGCCCAGGUGCAGUCAGCUGUGACUACCGGGGGAAAGCAGUGUGCACGUGUGAGAUUACAUCGCAGCUGUUGUCGCUUUUAUUUGGCUAAAAAUUUACACCAGUACCUAAAAAUGUCAGUGACUAGGUGUGUUUUCUGAAGGCUGCUUUACUGUUUGCAGCUCUCUAGCUUGAUUCCUCCUGCGACCUUGCCUUUAAAGAGCUGGAAAAAGCUAAUCGGCUACUUGCUGGAUAACAACAUUACAGGGUAAAGGACGGGGCAGCCUGCUCACGAGGAGACAGUUGUACCCCCGAGAGCCCGCAGCCUGGCCUGAGCUUAAUGAAACAGCUUUAGUGCAGCAGACAGCUUUUAGUCUCUUAAAUCCCCUCCAAUCCACUUUUGAACAGCUCCUCAAAGCAAUAUGAAUUCUGAUCUCUGCUGGCAAAGAUUUACCAAUUAAUUUGAUUCAACUGUUAGUUCGUUUAAGAAAUUGAAUCUAUUUUUUCUUUUUUCUCUCUCUUUCUCUCACAGGAGCAACAAUGGAUUGGCCCCAGCAAAUAUGUAGCAGGUGUUGGGAGAAGACAUCCCAUCUGAAAUGGAGGUGAUCGAGGGAGCUGAAGGCUGACUACACCAACAUGGGGUUGCGACUGUUGGCUUGUCUCUUUCAGUUGCCCACUGCAGUGAUCUACGGGUCCCUGUCGCUGUUUGUUUCCAUUUUGCACAACGUAUUCCUCCUGUACUACGUGGACACCUUUGUCUCUGUUUACAAGAUUGAUAAACUGUCCUUUUGGAUAGGAGAGACAGUGUUUCUGAUCUGGAACAGCCUCAAUGACCCUCUGUUUGGCUGGCUGAGCGACCGGGUGUUCCUUAGCACACAGCAGCCAGGAGCAGAGAUUUCCUCCCCAGAAGUAGUUCUGAAGAGACUCAGAGCACUAAGCCACAAUGGCCCCCUCUUUGCCAUCUCUUUCCUGGCGUUCUGGGUUGCCUGGGCUCAUCCUGGUUUGCAGUUCCUUCUUUGCCUUUGCAUGUAUGACAGCUUUCUCACGAUGGUCGACCUCCAUCACAACGCCUUGCUUGCAGACCUGGCUGUUUCAGCAAAAGACAGGACUAGCCUCAACUUCUACUGCUCCCUCUUCAGUGCCAUAGGCUCCCUCUCCGUCUUCAUGUCCUACGCAGUGUGGAACAAAGAGAACUUCUUUUACUUUCGCAUAUUUUGCGUCGUGCUGGCCCUCUGCUCCAUUGUUGGUUUUACCCUGUCCACACAGCUGCUCCGCCAGCGUUUUGAGGCUGAUGGGAAAGCAAAAUGGGACCAAGAAUCCACCCUAAAAGAGCUGUACAUUGAGAAACUGUCCGUCCCCCAGGAGAAGAGGAUCACCCUGGCAGAGUAUCUCCAGCAGCUCUCCCAGCAUCGCAACUUCCUCUGGUUUGUCUGCAUGAACCUCGUCCAGGUUUUUCACUGCCACUUUAACAGCAACUUCUUCCCUCUGUUCCUGGAGCACCUGCUGUCAGACCAGAUCUCUGUCUCUACUGGAUCCUUCCUGCUCGGUGUUUCCUACAUUGCCCCCCAUCUCAACAACCUCUACUUCCUGUCCCUCUGCCGCCGCUGUGGGGUUUAUGCUGUGGUGCGAGGACUCUUCUUCCUGAAGCUGGCUCUCAGCGUUGUCAUGCUCCUGGCAGGACCGGAUCAGGUGUACUUGCUCUGCAUCUUCAUUGCCAGCAACCGGGUGUUCACAGAAGGGACCUGUAAGUUGCUCAACCUGGUGGUCACUGACUUGGUGGAUGAGGAUCUAGUCCUGAACCGUAGGAAGCAGGCGGCCUCAGCGCUGCUCUUUGGGAUGGUGGCUCUGGUCACCAAGCCGGGCCAGACCUUCGCCCCUCUGAUCGGCACCUGGCUGCUCUGCGCAUACACAGGCUACGACAUCUUCCAGCGCAACCCCUUGGGCAAUGUGGUGAGUGCCCAGCCGAAGCUGGAGUCUGACGCAGCCUUGGAGCCAACCCUUCGCCAGGGCUGCUUUUACCUCCUCGUCUUCGUACCCAUCACGUGCGCGCUGCUGCAGCUCCUCAGCUGGUCUCAGUUCAGCUUGCAUGGGAAGCGACUGCAGAUGGUGAAGGCUCAGCGCCAAAGCCUGACGCAAGGCCGAGCACCGGAGGUCAAAACCAUCUAGGGGUGCCUGAGCCCCUGGGGGUUGCUGGUUUCCGGCUGGUGCAGGACGGCAGGCUAAGCGCAGGGAUUGCGGGCUGAGAAACCCCCGUGUUUACGGUUCAACUGUGAAAUGCUGUAAUGCCAAUGUUUACUCUUUCCAGGAGGUGGUCGCUGGGGAAGGCAGAGAAGCUCAACGUGUGAGGGGCCUGGGAUAGAUGGCUUGGCCACAGGAGCAAGGAUAUUUUGUCCUAGCCUGUCCCAGGGAGCAGAGGGCUGCUCAUCCCAGCAGGGAGGGGCUGGGUUGCAGUGUGUGCUGGAGACAGACAUGUCCCUGGGUGCAGUCCCCUGCCCUGGGCAUGGCCUGGGGGAACUGCAGCCUUCCUGGCUCAGCAGGAGGAGAGGGCACAGGGAGUCCUUCCUUGCUCGAGCCCUGCAGCUUUGGGGAGUGGAGUGGGAGGCUCCCUAGGGACCGUGGGGGUGAUUGCAGGAAAGCAGGAGCAGGGAUGGGAGGACCCUGAAGGCCUUUCCCGGUAGCUGGUACAACCCCUCCCACAUACAGUGCUGUGGUUCUGGGACCAAAUCCACUCUUAGGCAUUUCUUGUUCCCAGGAUAAUAUCCUGCACAGCCAGGGACAGCUGGCUGUGCUUGGUUUAUGCUGAGGCUCCCUCCUUCGUGGCCUUGCAGAGGGAGUUGUUGCUGGGCUGGGAAAGGCACUGGGUUUGAACUGGGCUCAAGCCUUGAGCUGGAACAUCUGAUCUGGCAUCCCCGUGCCUGUGUUUAUCCCUCCUCUCCCCUCCACAGCCCCGUGGGAGCAGAUGAAAGCGCCUCCCUGCCUAGGGCCAUUCCCAGUGAGGCAGCCUGGCGCCUUCCCCUCUUACAGGAGGAGAGCACAGCCUGGAGGAGACACCAGGUCUUGCUUUUGUGCCUUCAAUUCCUCUUGGGAGUCUGUCCGACACAAUGCUGGGCAGUCACAGGGUUGAGAUUUUACCUCUUGUGGGGAGAGACAGACACCUCAGCUCCCCUCCGCUUGAAACGGUGCCCCAGAGUGUGAUCAUCUCACCUGGCUGCCGAGGCAGGGGCCCAAGGAGGAGAGCAGGUGCUUUGGUGUCCCUGGUUCUGGGCUGGUAGCCACCAACAGGAUCCCUUGAGGUGGGGGAGUGUCUCCUUGGGCCCUGCACCCUGUCUGGGGGCAGGCAGAAGAGAUGUGCCAAAGCAGAGCUUGGCACGCAGGCAGCGUUUGAAAGCCCUUGCGUGCUUAGGGAGGUGCUGUUCUUUGUUUAGUGCCAGGUUCCCUCGGGGUCUCAGCCCCCAAACCUGCCAUCUUGCCUCAGGACACGGCUGCCUUCUGUCUUGGACCAAGCCCUCCCUGCCACAAGGCUUCUGUAGCUGGCUGAAUCAUAAGUUAUUUGUGCGACUUCUAACAAAGUUUGAGAAUGAUUCAUUUCAUAAAUUAAAGAUGACCUUUUCUGUA